This is a messenger RNA of Prorocentrum cordatum, 469 nucleotides long. NCBI's taxonomy places the organism in Eukaryota, Dinophyceae, Prorocentrales, Prorocentraceae. The record is from the annotation of a GenBank genome assembly.
GCUGAACGAAAUACUUUCCCCAUCAAAUGGUUCCGAGGACUCCAGCCGCAGGAACAGACGGUCGGGUUUUUAGCAUCCAGACCUAGGAACAGCCAGGUGUACGGUACGGGCUGCCUUCUCACGGGCCGCUACAGUUUCACCGAGACCAGGCUGAUCGGUACGGACGGGUCAGGUGGAAAGUUCUCUGCUGACCCCCGCCUUCGACGAGUAGGAUGGGGACUUGCUCUCAUGGGACGUGAUAAUUGGGGAGAGCAGUGGAAACAUAAAAGCAACACCGACUUGUGGUGUCUCUUUUGGCAGGCCUAUAAUGACAGGACCCACCACGUCGCCUUUAAGAAGACCAAGGCGCACGCCACGCUGAGCGACAUCAGCGAUGGCACCGUGCGCCCCGACUUUUACAUUGCUAACGUUGCCGCCGACGCCGUUGCGCGCAGAGCAGCUGAGUUUUUCGGAUUUACUGAGGAGGAGG